GGUGCUGAGCAGCCACUCCCACAGUAAGCCCAAUAAGCGACGUAAGAAGGAUCUUUAAUCUUACAAUCCAACUCUAAUGCUGCUCAGCAUGCGUCAUGGGACAUCGCUUUUAUUACCUAGGAAUAACGACGGCAAAUUGUGUGACCCAGAUACUAGACAGCCCAUUACCGGAACAACACGGGACGAGCUUCUCUGGUUUUUACGCACAGAAUACGAGGGACAGCAUCGGGCCAAUAUUCCGUAUUCUGCCACCACCUACACUUACAGGCCAUCGGUUCGCGAUGUCGUUGCCAAUGACUUGCCAGAUAUACCUCUUUACCACUGGAUAGAUGCUUGUAACAAGUCAGUGCCCGUCUAUAUCAUACCGGGACGAAGGUGGCUACUACUUCGGGUGGUACUUCAUAACUAUAUCUACCGACGAUGGUUCCGUCCAUAUCGGAGCGAAAUCGAUCAUGGACGCUUUAUCUGCAAAUUCAUAUACCCACACAACUUACCUGAUGAACCCACGACUUCUAUGGUGACGAUCCGUGAUAUUAUUUCUCUCGACCAAGCCUUCUGCAACAAAUUUCAGGCACAGCGCAGGAUUUAUGCUGAAGAGCGGUGUUCAGAUACCAGAUGGGUUGAAAGCGACUACAUUGAAGGCUGUUUGAAUCAUCAUAUUCUUCAACCUUUAUUUCAAGCACUGCUUAUUGUUGUGUCCGAUGAGAAGUACAACAAGGAAACAUCUGAGAAUGUCAGCAAUCUUCCCGUGUACUUGGUUCGCACAGGUGUAGAAGAAGGACUCAGCGCACCCAUCUCUUUUGAGUCUAUCUCAGCCAAGAUUAUCAGCCACCUGAAACCUGGACGUGUUGUCCAAGUCACAGUGGAGACGGCUAUUGAUUUCGUCAAGGGAUUAGAAGCUAGAGAGGCUGCUGCGUUUGGGCUGCGACCUGACCCGGUAGUGGAUUGGGCGCCGCCCGGGCAAAUGAUUGAAGAUUGGAAGUUGACAAGAGAGACUGAACCUCUGGUCGGACCAAAUUCCCAGUGGGUGAAUAUUGAGAAAUAUCCGAAGUGGACUGGGAGUGGCGAGCGAAACGACUCUGGGCUCAUGGCUCGGUUUGAAGAACAGGCGUUUAGGCUGGAAGCUAUGAGAGAAGCUGGGAUGUAGGCGGAAUUCGAAGCGUGGCGAGCCACUGGUGAAUCCACUGUUAAAUAGAACACUGUAUGGGAUGGAACUGGAGUUGCUGUUAUGAUAGGCCAUGACUUUCACCAAUUCGGUCUUGAUGUUGGUGAGAAGAGCAAUGGUUCUCCUGUAAAUGACGAGAGGUGCUUACCUAGCGUAUGACAACAUAUUCACACGAAUUAGCCGUAAAACAUGGAAUAUUGUUAGUAUUACAAUAUACAAAUAAUUUGAGAAUGUAGCGAUAGUCGUGAUACUUUC
This is a messenger RNA of Trichoderma harzianum CBS 226.95, 1420 nucleotides long. RefSeq lists its product as hypothetical. The record is from RefSeq and is a predicted model, not a curated record. Bases 77 to 1147 code for a protein of 356 amino acids. NCBI's taxonomy places the organism in Eukaryota, Fungi, Ascomycota, Sordariomycetes, Hypocreales, Hypocreaceae. The transcript is spliced from 2 exons.